AUGCUGAAGCAGAUACAUUUGAACAUCCCUUUGGUGGACAUGCUCCGUGAGGUCCCAAAAUAUGCAAAAUAUAUCAAGGACAUAUUGGCAAAUAAAAGGAGGUUAACUGAGUUUGAGACCGUAGCACUUACUGAGGAGUGCACUUCCAGGAUUCAACAUAAGCUUCCACAAAAGCUUAAGGAUCCGGGUAGUUUUACCAUCCCCGUAAGGAUUGGUGAAUUUGAUGUGGGUAGAGCAUUUGUUCAAACAAUUGGGCUUAGGAGCUCCGAGACCCACCACGUGAUGCUACAGUUAGCUGAUAGAUCUUAUGUUUAUCCUGGGGGAGUAAUUGAGGACGUCUUACUGCAGAUUGGGAAGUUUAUUUUUCCUGCAGAUUUUAUCAUCCUAGAUUAUGUGGCUGAUGAGUUGGCUCCUAUCAUCUUGGGACGACCUCUUUUGGCCACUGGAGAUGCAAUUAUCAAUGUUCGAGAAGGUAAAAUGAUCCUGAUGGUGGACAAUAAAGAAGCAGUCUUCAAUGUAUACCGUUCCAUUCAGUUGCCUCGUCAUUACAAGGACCUGGCCAUGAUUUUGGGGGUGGAGAUAAAUGAACUAGCCUUAGAGCCAAGGGCGUUUAAUAAAGAUGCACUAGAAAAGGCAUUGAUGUUUUUCAAUCACUUGGAACUUGAAGAAGAGGUUGAGGAGAUGUUGCACAUUCUGGAUGCAUCGUGUGAAUACCUAAGAGAAAGUACCCAAUUUGAGCCUCUAGAUAGGCCAAUCUGCCCGCCUCCUAAACCCUCAAUUGAGGAGGCCCCAAAAUUGGAACUUAAAUCCUUACCAUCUCAUAUUCAUUAUGCAUAUUUAGGAAAUUCUAACACUUUACCUGUGAUUGUUUCUUCUCAUUUGUCUGAAUUGUAG
This is a messenger RNA of Nicotiana attenuata, 894 nucleotides long. RefSeq lists its product as uncharacterized. The transcript is spliced from 2 exons. NCBI's taxonomy places the organism in Eukaryota, Viridiplantae, Streptophyta, Magnoliopsida, Solanales, Solanaceae. The record is from RefSeq and is a predicted model, not a curated record. Bases 1 to 894 code for a protein of 297 amino acids.